UCUAACCAUCCGGCCUCUAGGUUCAUUGACUACGGGUGUGCAGUGGGAUAAUUUGUAGCGGCAGCUUUGGAACAGCACGCGUCAUCCAUGAACGAUCCUAAUCGUGAGUAUGAUCAUCUACUUCGAUCGUUGUUUGCAUCAGGGCCAGAGAUCUGGGAGGAUGAUUAUGCUGCCUUAGUCGAGGCUGUGCGAAUGGGUGACUGGCAAACUACGAGAGAUUUCCUUGAACUCCACCCCCAUGCAUUGACAUCAAGAAUCACAUGUGAAUUAAUGGGUGGGACGGUUCUUCACGUUUCUGUUAAUGCUGAACAUGAACAUAUUGUGGAGGAGUUGGUCAAUAUGAUUUCGGAACAUGAUUUGGCAAAGCAAGAUUAUGACGGGAAUACAGCUCUACAUCUGGCAUGUAUUAGUGGGAAUUACAGGAUGGCAGAGUGUCUGAUUACAAAGAAUUGGAGCUUGGUCAGCAUUAGAAAUUCUGUAAAUAAACUUCCAGUUAAUCUGGCUAUGGCCAAUGGGCAUAAAAAAUUGGCUCGCUAUCUCUAUUCUCAAACUCCUACUGAAGAUUUGAAGGCACAUGAAGGCAGCUUUGGUGCUUCACUACUCAACAGCUUUAUCUAUAACAGAGAUUUAGAUAUGGCUUUGGAUUUAAUGGAGCGUUGUCCUAGUUUGGCUUUUGCCUGCGAUCGAUCAGGUAUCUCUCCUUUGGAGGUAUUGGCUAAUAAUUCAACUGAAGCACUCGAGAGUGGAAAAGGGAUGGUGUUUUGGAAACAAUGGAUCUACAAUCACUGUAUACAUGUCGACAUUUCAUGUGUUCGUGCUGCCGAUCAAUUCCGUUUGAACAUUAUGCAAAAUAAUGGUCAAGAAAAAGCUAUCGGAUCAGUGCGAGCUGAUCUAUGGCGCCAACUAGUUGCAAGUCUCCUGAACCUCUUGGGAUUCAAGCGCUUAUAUGAAAUGAAGUUGGCCCGAACUCAAUUCCAACUACUUCUGUCUCUUAUGUCUAAAUCGGUAACAACUUUUGAUAUUAGCUCAAGAAAUCGAUAUAUAGGGAUUAUUUGGUCCGCAAUCCCCCAAGCUAUCAGAAGCGGGAACUUUGAAUUUUUUGUUCAUAUAAUCAAAGAAAAUUCAGACAUUUUGUUGACGACUGAUGCUGAAGUAAGAAGGACCAUAUUCCAUUGGGCCGUCUUGCAUCGUGAACAUAGGAUCUUUAACCUUAUAUACAGCUUGAAAAGGAAGAAUGAUCUACUAAAUAUGGUAGAUUACCACGGAAAUACCAUAUUACAUAUGGCAGGGAUGUUAAUAGAAAAUACUCCUCUCGAUAGCAUAAGAGGAGCAGCUUUUCAACUGCAAAGAGAACUUCAAUGGUUUAAGGAGGUGGAAUGCAUUUGCCCUCUCUCUCAUAAACAAAUGAUAAACAGGGACGGUUUUACUGCGAGACAAUUGUUUACGAAAGACCACCAAGAUAUGAGAAAAGAGGGAGAGCGAUGGAUGGACACGGCAACUUCUUGUACUGUGAUCGGCACUCUCAUCAUUACCAUUAUGUUCACCGCAGCAUUUACCAUUCCUGGUGGUAACAAUCAAGAUACAGGCUUGCCAAUCCUCGUGCAUGACAAACUAUUUAAACUUUUUAUAGUAACUGAUUCUCUGUCAUUAUUUUCUUCCUCGAUUUCAGUAUUGAUGUUUUUAGGAAUCUAUACAUCACGUUAUGCAGAAGAAGACUUUCUUAGAUCCUUGCCCAGAAAGAUGAUUAAAGGUCUUUUCGCACUCUUCUUCUCUAUUGCAACUAUGAUGAUAGCCUUUUCUGCUGCUCUUUUACUUAUGUUACGUGAAAAAUAUUGGACCAUUGCUCCUAUCAUUGGUUUGGGUGGUGUUCCCAUUAUUCUAUUUGUAUUCAUGCAAUUUCGCCUUCUUGUUGACAUGUUUGUUUCAACCUAUAGCUCAGGCGUCUUUGAUAGAAAAAUGAAGCUAAUUUGGUUUUAA
Molecule: messenger RNA, 1977 nt
Organism: Juglans regia (Persian walnut)
Lineage: Eukaryota; Viridiplantae; Streptophyta; Magnoliopsida; Fagales; Juglandaceae
Exons: 7
Coding region: 88-1977 (629 amino acids)
Molecular function (GO): protein binding
Source: RefSeq, a predicted model, not a curated record